UAAUAACUAAAAUGAAACUGGGUAGGUAAAAAAGGGGACUUGUAAGUUUCUAUGUACUUUUGUAUUCUUUGUAUGUAUAGUUGGAUCGUAUAUCAAUUACUAAGCAGUAUUGCUCGAAUUUAAUUGUAGUUUUACAUUGUAAAAACAAUUAGAAUUUUUGUUUACAAAUAAUUACAAUUUAUUGCAAUGGGCUUUUCGGACACAAUGAAUUACAUUCUAUUUACCAACCCAAUUAGUUCUGGAACGUUUUUACUUCUUAGAGGUACAGCAAGAAUGGCAGGUGAUUAUAUAGGCUUACAACCUAAACAAGAAAUGAAAAUGCCACAGACUGUUCAAUUAUGGAAAUUAACAUCGGCUGUAGGACCUUAUAUUAAACUUGCUGGACUUAGUGGAGCAGUCGCUGUAAGUUUAGGUGCUUAUGGAGCGCACAACAUUAAUGCAGAAAAAUUCCCAGAACAAGCAAAAAUAUUCGAUACAGCUAAUAAAUAUCACUUUUUUCAUACAUUAGCUUUACUUGGUGUACCUCUUUGCAGAAGGCCAUUUUUGGCCACAUUAUUUUUCCUCAGUGGAAUAAUAAUGUUCAGCGGCAGCUGUUACUAUAUAGCUUUUACAAACGAUAAACGUUUUUCAAAAAUGGCUCCAUUUGGUGGUACAUGCCUAAUAUUAGGAUGGUUAUCUCUAAUCCUCUAAAUAUACGAUUAUCUUUACUUGUUUAAAUAUUAUAAUAGAAAUAUAUAUAUAUAUAUAUAUAUAUUGCGAUUUACUUUGAAGUGUAAGAACGUAUUUUAAGUUUGUGAUAUCUACUGGUAAAUUCAUUUCCGAGAAUAAACAUAAAUAACU
Messenger RNA from Polistes canadensis, 840 nucleotides. RefSeq names its product transmembrane protein 256-like. The record is from RefSeq and is a predicted model, not a curated record. The coding region runs from base 187 to 690 and encodes 167 amino acids. The transcript has 4 exons. Lineage: Eukaryota; Metazoa; Arthropoda; Insecta; Hymenoptera; Vespidae.